AUGUGCACACUGACAUUUCCAGACUCUUCGAGUUUUGGAAGCGGCUCUACUAUACAAAGUUGGACGAAUGAUCCAAGAGAUAACAGGGAACUUGACAAGUUGAAAGACAGCUAUGAUGGCUUAAGCAAUAUUGCGAGUACCAUUCCGGAAAACCUUGACAUUGAUGUGAAUGUGAUAUACUUCCCUCAACUUGGCUUUAAUAUCGCGAUCCCGCUGAACGAGAGGGCCGAGGCAGCCUUCACUGGCUCCGAUGAUGAUUGGGAGCUCAUUUUUGUCACAGAGAACCGGGCAUACUUUAAGGACUUUAGAAUGAGGGAGAUGGACGAGAAACUGGGUGACAUUUAUGGGCUAAUAUGUGAAAUUGAGAUUGUCUACGAGCUAGCACAGAAAGUGCUUCAAUAUGAGAAAGUACUCCUUGAGGCGUCAGAUAUAUGUGGUCACAUUGAUAGUAUCAAAGGAGGCCGGUAA
Molecule: messenger RNA, 468 nt
Organism: Aspergillus oryzae RIB40
Lineage: Eukaryota; Fungi; Ascomycota; Eurotiomycetes; Eurotiales; Aspergillaceae
Product: MutS family protein MSH5
Exons: 5
Coding region: 1-468 (155 amino acids)
Source: RefSeq, a predicted model, not a curated record